CCCUAUUACCUGAUACCUAAACCAAUUUGGUACUUACAAAAAUAUAUCCGAAUAAAAUAAAAAUUAUUGGUUCCGUUCCAUUGCAGGCAUUCAUUACGCAUCUCAUGAGAUAAACCGCGAAAAGAACCUAUUACAGAAUAACUAUUCCUUUAUCCUCCUUAUUCAACAGGGACUUCACCUCUUACACGGAAGAUUCAUUUAAAUACAUCCACACCGCAACUAUUCUCUACAUUCGGUCUUGAGGAGCGAAACUUGAUACAACUCAAAAUGAAUUCAAAUCUGUUUUAUAUCUUCGCUACAACUCUGGUGUGUGUUAACGCAGAAGUUUACGGACCUUCUGAUUACGCGGAAGAUUACUCGAUCAGCGGGCAAUCCUCAAGGCGACACCCUCGUGACGUCACUUGGGACAAACAAAUGGGGGGAGGCAAGGUCUUUGGCACUUUGGGACAAAACGAUGAUGGACUCUUUGGAAAAGCUGGUUACAACAGAGAGAUCUUUAAUGACGACCGCGGCAAACUAACCGGUCAGGCUUACGGCACCAGAGUUUUAGGACCUGGAGGCGACAGCACCAACUACGGCGGACGCCUAGACUGGGCGAACAAGAAUGCUCAAGCCACUAUUGACCUAAAUAGACAAAUCGGUGGCAGAUCUGGGAUGACAGCAUCAGGCUCCGGUGUGUGGGAUCUGGAUAAGAACACCCACUUUUCUGCCGGUGGUAUGGUCUCGAAGGAGUUCGGUCACAAAAGACCAGACGUCGGUCUUCAAGCAGAGAUCCGCCAUGAUUGGUGAUCACCUCAACACUUAAACAAUAAUCUUUUGC
This is a messenger RNA of Bombyx mandarina (wild silkworm), 820 nucleotides long. RefSeq names its product gloverin. NCBI's taxonomy places the organism in Eukaryota, Metazoa, Arthropoda, Insecta, Lepidoptera, Bombycidae. The record is from RefSeq and is a predicted model, not a curated record.